AUGCAUUUGAUGUACCAUCUCGACGAAGACGGCAAACGGGUUUACACGCUAAAGGCAAGUACCUACACAAAAGUACUCACGGCAUGCUUACCCAUAGCCAAGCUUAAACUUGGCGAAAAUAAGAUCGGCGGGACUUACACGGAAAAACUGAGUCCAAAGCAGACGGCUACCAAGUCAGCACAUCCUGCUCGAUUUUCGCCUGAUGAUAAAUACUCCCGCCAUCGUAUUACUUUGAAGAAACGAUUUGACAAUAUAAUGGACAACAAUAAGAUUCAAGAAGCCAUACGGCUUCUGGCCGAUGGCGAUAAAGCGAUUCAGAAAGGGUUCUUCAAGAAGCCUGAAUGGGAUGUUGCUGGAUCACAUUAUGAAAGGGCUGCUAAUUGUUUCAAGGGAGCUUGUGCUCAUGAACAAGCAAUCCAAGCGUACUUGAAAGCUUCAGAUGCGAUGUUCAAGUCAGACUCAGUAUUCAUGGCUGCCAAAAAUAUGGAAUCAGCAGCAAAUUUAGCCGCAAUACAACUUAAACAACCAGAACGAGCAGCCGACCUAUACCGAAAAGCUAGCGAUCUUUAUCAAGCGCAUAUGACCCCAGAUCGAGCAGCAGAAAUGCUAGAAAAAGGAGGAAGAGUUCUGGAACCAAUUAAUGUUGACGAAGCCAUUAAAAUAUAUUCUGACGCAUGCACUUUGUACGAAACGGAAGAUCGAGGACAAUUUGCAAUCGACACUUUUAAAAAGACAAUAGCCGUUAUGGUCAGGAAUAAGAGAUAUAAUCAAGCCGAUAGUAUGUUGCAGCGACUGAGUACUGUAGCAAUGGGAAUGAAAUAUCCUUCGCAUCUAUUUCGAACGUAUUUGAGUAUUGUUAUCGUCUUGCUGGCAAUGAAUGACGAUGUAGAAGCAAAGAAACGGUUGCAGAGAUUUUCAAACUAUGAUUUUGCUCAAUCCGAAGAAGCAGCUAUUGCGCGAUCGCUCGUUACAGCGUUCGAACAAGGUGAUCAGGAUUUACUAGAAGAGACGGUGAAAAUACGUACCGUAAGCUAUCUAGAUAAUGAAAUUGCAAAACUCGCAAGAAGUUUGGUGGUGCCUGGUGGGGUAAAGAAAUCAAAUCCAUUACCCACAACAAAACCAAUUCAGCCACCAACACCGAAAUAUGAUAAUCCGAGUAAUGGUUAUCCGAAUGAGAAAAGCAAUGAUGGAGAGGAUUAUUUGUCGUCAUAUUAUACCUCUGACAAGGAAGGAUCGCCGUUAUUCAGCUCUGACGAUCGAUCCCCUAACGGGCAGGGUUUCCCCGUUGGAUCAACCGUUGAGAAGGCAGGAGAUGGAAGUAGUUACAUAGAAGACAAUGAUGGAGGGUUGUGCUAA
Paraglomus brasilianum is the source of this 1356-nucleotide messenger RNA. The record is from the annotation of a GenBank genome assembly. Lineage: Eukaryota; Fungi; Glomeromycota; Glomeromycetes; Paraglomerales; Paraglomeraceae.